Aedes aegypti (yellow fever mosquito) is the source of this 2324-nucleotide messenger RNA. RefSeq names its product probable cytochrome P450 313a4. Lineage: Eukaryota; Metazoa; Arthropoda; Insecta; Diptera; Culicidae. The record is from RefSeq and is a predicted model, not a curated record. The coding region runs from base 126 to 1628 and encodes 500 amino acids. Gene Ontology annotation, molecular function: iron ion binding; oxidoreductase activity, acting on paired donors, with incorporation or reduction of molecular oxygen; heme binding. The transcript has 5 exons.
GAUAAAAUGUUGCGUAGCGUGUGAAGAGCUGGUCAUUUGAGUUCGAUAGCUGCAGCGGAUUUGGUGUUGCUCCUGUUUCGUCGAUCACAGUGCCAAAGAAGACAGUGUUAAGAUCAAACGGAAUCAUGUGGUGGUACUUGCUUGUUCCGUACAUCUGCGCGGGUGUGAUUAUUGUGGUUUCAUACGUUCACUGGACGCGGAGGAAAAUGUACAAAACAUUAGCUACCAUGUCCUGUCCCAAGACGUUGCCGUUGAUCGGGCAUGCUCAUAAGUUCUUCAACGCGACGGCAGAAUCAAUUGCCGACGGGCUCAAGUUUUUUGCCGAGUUUCCUUCGCCGGUUGUCAUCCACCUGGGACCAUCCCCACAGGUGGCAAUUUUCGAUCCCGAACAGGCCCGAAUCGUUCUAAACUCUCAAAAUUGUCUCGACAAAGCGUUCUUUUACUCAUUUUUACGUGUUCCAGGAACGUUGAUAAGUUCACCUGGUCCUUUGUGGAGAAGCCAGCGCAAAGCUCUGAACUCAUCUUUAGGACCCGCCAUCCUGGGAAGUUUUAUUCCGAUCUUUAACAACAAAAGCGCCAUACUGGUGGACUUGCUCGAAAAAUACGCCGGAGAACCGGAACGUGAUUUCAGUGUUGACAUUGCUAAGUGUUUUCUGGAUCAGAUCUAUGAAACAGCAUUCGGAUGUAAUUUCUCCAUGCAAACAUCCCCCGAGGGAGAUAAAACCGUUGAUAUGAUGGGUGACUACAUGCAUAUCGUAUCGAAAAGGUUUUUUACUAUUUGGCAAUAUCCAGAAGUCUUGUAUCGCAUGACAGAUGCCUACAAGACGGAACAAGCGUUGCUUAAAGCUCACCAUGAAAUAACUGAGAAUAUUGUGCGCCAAGUUAAGUUUCACGAACAAAUCAACAUGACAGACGAAAAGUUCGCAGCAUUAGAUGGUUCAAGUAAAACGCAUAAUUUCAUCGAGUGCCUCGUGAAAUACAUGCGAACAUCUAUACAUACGUCACAGGCUGAUAUAUUUUCCCAUAUUGAUAUGACACUGUUUGCCGGUAACGAUACAACGGCAAAGUCGCUAAGUUACGUCCUUUUACUCAUGGCAAUGCAUCCUGAAGUACAGGAACGCUGCUAUCAAGAGGUUAUGGAAGUUUGUCCGGGUGAGGAGCGAUUUAUUUCAGCAGAAGAUACCGCAAACCUAACGUACCUGGACAUGGUUUGCAAAGAGGGUAUGAGACUGUUUCCUGUAGUUCCUAUUAUGGCUCGUGUAACAAAUAACGAUGUUAAACUUGAUGAACAUCACACAAUUCCAGCUAACUGCAAUAUUAUUUUGGGAGUCUACCAGAUGCACAGGGACCCGAACAUAUGGGGUCCAAAUGCUGAGCAGUUUAAUCCGGAUAAUUUCCUACCAGAAAAUGCAGCGAAACGGCACCCAUACGCCUAUCUUCCAUUCAGUGCAGGUCCACGAAACUGUAUGGGACUGCGAUACGCUCGGAUAGCCAUGAAAGUUACGGCGGCACACAUAUUGAAAAAAUAUCGACUAAGGACAUCGCUCACUCUCGAGGAACUGCGGGUCUCGUACGGGGUGAUGCUGAAUAUCGCCAACGGUGUGCUAAUGAGUUUAGAAAAACGAUAAUUUAGUUUUAUAAGUAUUUAUGAACGAUAGAAUAGAGUUUUUUGUAAGGUCUGUCUAUGAAUCACGUGGAAGGAUAAAAAUGUGUGUUCGUUUUUGAGGGAAUGUAUCAUCAAAAAGUACACAGGAAAAGGCAUACUUUAUCAUGUUUUAUGUGUUUCUACUAAUAUUUCAAUUCGGUUUUGUGUGAGAAACCAUUGAAUAAAUUUGUAUAUUCUAUGAAUUAAAAUAGAAUAAAAAAUAUCAGUUCAAUAACAAAAAAAAAAAAAUCAAUAUCAAAUUUGACGCCAUCGUAAAACAUACAUAGGUACGUUUAACACUGGUAAAAAUAUUUAACAUCUACCAGUGUAUAUAAAUCAGUUGGUUUGUUUUAUUCCAACCGGCGUAUUUUAAACCUUGUUCUCUUCCACGUAAUAGAGUUUUGUAUGAACUUGUUUGUGUCAAAACUUAAAUGAUUCCUUGUAGAGUAUUGUAUGUUAUAAUGAGAUACCUUCGAAACAUGCUGCCCUUCUUCGCCUACUUGUCCUAUAUUUUAUGUAACCUUAUGGACCCCGGGACAAAUAUGCGUAGAACGGCAGCAUGAAAGUUGAGUAUAACAUCAUUUGUAUACUCUUAUCACAUAGAUAGUCCUUAUUGCUAGUUUCAAUCAAUUUUAGUUUUACUAUAGCAAAAAUUUUAAUGUAAUAGAUUCCUUUUACA